CUUGCAGUGAACAGAGAAGGGAAAGUGAUGUGAUGAUUAAUUUUAAAAUGGCUGCUUUGAUAUAAAAGUAAAUAUGAUUUUUUUUCGGUGAUUUAUUUAAUAUUAUGUUAAGUGUAAAACAACCAUAAAUACUAUUCAGAACUUUUUUAAAUACUAAACACGUCUUCCAGGACCGUGUAAUGAUUAGAUAUUCGUAGUACAGUAGGGAUACUUAAUAUAUAUUAAAAUGGAUAUUAUCAGCGACGAGGACCGUAGGAGAAGGCUUAGAGUCCUUGAGGAAAGGAUUAAGGAGCCUCGCAGCAAAGGGAACAUUGACUCACUCUUAGAUACUGUACAGGCUCUGUACACAGAUUGUGAUCAUCCAGCUAUCAAGAAAUUAAAAAAUGUAGAAGUAUAUUUAAACAGAUACGAUGAUUUUGCCAGUGACAUCAUCAACCUUCGUAUGAAAACGGACGAUUUUGAGCACAUCAAAGUGAUAGGUCGCGGAGCGUUCGGCAAAGUGCAACUCGUUCGACACAAAUACACCAGAAGGGUGUACGCCAUGAAGAGAUUAAGCAAAGCAGACCUGAUUAAACGCUCGGAUUCGGCCUUUUUCUGGGAGGAAAGGUACAUCAUGGCUCACGCGAGGUCCGAGUGGAUAGUCCAGCUUCAUUUUGCGUUUCAGGAUGCUAAACAUCUUUAUAUGGUAAUGGACUACAUGCCCGGCGGAGACAUAGUCAAUCUAAUGUCGAACUACGACAUCCCGGAAACCUGGGCCAAGUUCUACACUAUGGAGGUCGUCCUCGCUCUCGAUAUUAUCCAUUCGAUGGGGUUUGUCCAUCGAGACGUCAAGCCUGACAACAUGCUCUUGGACAAAUAUGGUCAUUUGAAACUAGCCGAUUUCGGGACGUGUAUGAGGAUGGACGAAGGGGGCUUGGUUAGGUCUAACAAUGUCGUUGGUACGCCUGAUUAUAUUUCACCGGAAGUGCUGCAGAGUCACGGGAAAGGUAUUUACGGAAGGGAAUGCGACUGGUGGUCUGUAGGCAUCUUCGUCUACGAAAUGCUGGUCGGGGAAACCCCCUUUUACGCGGACAGUCUCUUAGGCACCUACAACAAAAUUAUGUACCACGAAAAUAACUUAUCCUUCCCCGACGAAGUGGAAAUAUCCAACGAAGCCAAAUCCUUUAUACAGGGUCUUCUCUGUGAUAGAAAUAAACGUUUAGGUAGGAACAGCGUAGAAGAAAUAAAACUACAUCCCUUUUUUAUAAACAACGAAAACUGGACAUUUAGCAAUUUGCGUGAUAUGGCGCCGCCCGUGGUGCCUGAACUGACAGGUGACGAUGACACCAGCAACUUCGAGGACUACGAAAAAGACGAGACGCCAGAGGAAAACUUCCCGAUACCAAACUCAUUCGUAGGCAACCACCUACCCUUUAUAGGUUUUACGUACAACUCGGAUUACCAGCUCCUCACUUCCUCCGAUUCUGUGGACAGCAAAUCCAACAACAUAAUAAUGGACGGUAGUCACGCCAGUAAUCACGUCCACAAGCUAGAGUUGCUUCUAGAACAGGAAAAAAUAAACGUAGAAACCUUAGAAGCGAAACAUAGACAAUUGUUGAAUCAACUCGAGACGAUUGCUCAAAGAGAGAGUGAUAUUAGAGAAGAAGUAACGAAGUACGAGAAAGAUUUGACGAUAUUGCGGCAUAAUUAUAAGGAGUUGCAGAGGAAGGCGGAGUAUGAGAGCGAUCUGAGGAAGAACACGGAGAAGUACUUGUCGGAACUGAAGAAACGGUACGAGGAAGAGCAGAACAAGAGGACUCGAGAGAUGAACAAUAACCAACAACAUAAUGAUAAGAUCCAGUUUCUAGAAAAACAGGUGAACGAAAUGCAAGAGAAGUUGAAAGGGGAGACCGAGAAUUGCCAAAAGUUGAGGAAACAAGCCAACGAACUAACCAUAGCCAAAUCGAACUCGGAACACAAAGUGGCUGAAUACCAAACCUUGCUACAAUCGAUUCAGAGCCAGCGGGAUGGUCUGCAAGCAGAAGUCGCCUCUUUGCAGGAUCAGUUGGCGGAAGAACGGAAUUCGAGAAGUCAGGUUUCAGACCACCAAAUGGUAUUAGAAAACAAGCUUCACUCAGUGAACUCUGAAAUGGAGCGACUACGGCAAAAAGAACUGAAAACUUCGGCCGAUAACUCGCAACUCACGGAAAAAGUGUCGUUCUUGGAGAAGGAAUGCGCUGGAUUGGAUUUGGAGUUGAACGCGCUCAAAAACAGGUACCAACAGGAAGUGAAGGCUCACGAAGAGACUGAGAGAAGUAGAGUUUUAAAUAAAGAGGAAGCCAACCUAGAAGUCGUCAAAGCUCUACAAACCAAACUAAACGAGGAAAAAUCGGCGCGUCAAAAGGCGGAUUUGAACUCACAAGAAAAGGAGCGACAGAUCUCUAUGUUGUCCGUCGACUAUCGGCAAAUUCAGCAACGACUGCAGAAAUUGGAGGGAGAAUAUAGACAGGAAGUGGAAAAGACGAAGGCGUUACACAGUCAGAUCGAGCAGGAACAACAGAAGAAGACGAUUAUGCAAUCGGAAAUGGGCAAUCUGCAGGCCGAGCUCGCCAAGCUCAAGGUCAAAGAAUCUCAGCUGUUGCACGAACUUAGUCAUUUACAGGAUUUCAAGAAAGCCCUAGAAGAAGAAAUAGUGAGGCUAAAAAGUAGCUGGCAACGAGACCAACUCCAAAUGAAAGAACUCCAAGAAAAUUUAGAAACCGAACAGUAUUUCACGACUCUAUACAAGACACAAACCAUAGAAUUAAAAGAAGAAGUCGACGAGAAGAAUAGGAUAAAUAAGGAAUUCGAGGAAGAGAGAGCUUCGUUGAAGCACCAGUGUCAGUUGGCGUUGGCUAGAGCCGAUUCAGAAGCUCUGGCCAGAUCCAUAGCCGAAGAAACCGUAGCCGAUUUAGAAAAGGAGAAGACUAUGAAAGAACUAGAACUCAAAGAUCUCAUGGCGAAACAGAGAACUGAAAUGAAUAAUAAAGAAGUUGUGAUAAAUAAUUUUAAAGAAAAGGAAUUAGAGUAUAAGAGAAUAAACGAACAGUUGCAAAGAGAACAGGAAGAAAUGAAUAGGCAGUACAAACAAUUACAAGAGGAAUUUAAUAGGAAGACUAACAAUACCGAAGAAUACGAGAAGUUGGUCGCCAAAUUGAAUACUGAAAGUCUUCUCAAACAACAAGCGGUCAACAAGUUACACGAAAUACUGAACAGGAAGGAUAUCAGAGAAUCCGGUAAGGGUAAGUCCAAAGUAUCCAAUGCGGAUCUGAGGAGGAAAGAGAAGGAUUUGAAGAAAUUGCAACAAGAACUAAGUUUAGAAAAGGACAAGUAUAAUCAGAUGAUCAGCAACUACCAAAAGAAUAUACAAGAUUUAAGUGCCCAAUUAAGUGAGGAGCUAUCCGGAAAGCAACGACUUCAAAUGGAGUUGGACAGUAAAGACGCCGAUUUGGAGCAGCUUCAAACCAAAUUGUGGUCUAUGAACAGCGAAACGGCGUCUCUCAGUUCGGCCGACAACGAGGGGGAUGAAAUAGAUGCUGUCUUCGAGGGGUGGUUGUCGAUACCUUCGAAACAGAAUAUCAAACGACACGGCUGGAAGAAACAGUACGUCGUCGUGUCUAGUCGGAAAAUUAUCUUUUAUAAUUCGGAUAAUGAUAAACAGAAUUCUGAUCCGGUUAUAGUCCUGGAUUUAUGCAAAGUAUUUCACGUCCGUUCGGUAACCCAAGGAGAUGUCAUACGGGCAGAUUCAAAGGAUAUUCCCAGGAUAUUCCAGCUACUCUAUGCGGGAGAGGGAGAAGCUAGGAAAACCGAUGCCGAACAGUCGGCUUUAGCUCUGGACGUGAGCCAAUCGAUGAGGAACUUCGACGACAAGCCCAGCGUGAUAUCACAUAAAGGCCACGAAUUUCUGAACAUUUCCUAUCACAUGCCGACGACGUGCGAGGUUUGUCCGAAGCAGAUGUGGCACAUGUUUAGGCCGCCACCCGCGUUAGAAUGUAGAAGAUGUAGAAUAAAGGUUCACAAAGAUCACUUGGAGCGAAAAGAAGACUCGGUGCCUCCCUGUAAACUCCACUACGAUCCCUCCUAUGCCAAAGAAUUGCUCCUGCUAGCAACGUCGCACGACGAUCAGAAGCAGUGGGUAUCGAGACUUAGCAGAAAAAUACAAAAGUGCGGCUUCAAGGCCAAUAAUUCCAAUGCCAUAGAUUCUACAGCGAAGAUCUCUCCUAGGGAAUCAACUCGCUCUAACAUGAAGCCAUACAUGAACACCCAACAAAGGUCAGCCACUUUACCUGCUAACUCCUCCAUGAACAGCAAAUGACAUCUCAGAGUCAUUUAAAACCUAUCAUUGUGUUAUAUUUUUAUCUAUUAUUUAUUGAAUUGUCGGUCCCAAAAGUCUGCAAGCAGAUAUUUGAAGGGUUUUCCGAUAUUCGAUCGCUUAUAGCUUGUUUUCUACGUUUUAUUAAAUAUGUUUAACACAGUUUUGUGCCAAUACGGCUGAUUUUAUUUUAAAAAUAAAUCUUGUGGUCUUUAUAUAUGUAUAAACCUCAGAGGUGGUCAGUGUGGACCAGACCUGAUGCGACAGUGAUGAAUCUGACCGGUAGACCAGGAAGUGUAACUAUUUUCCCAAACCACUCAUUGAUACACAUACAGGUAUCUAACAAAUGCUUUUGGUAAACUUGGUGGUAUACUCAAUUCGUUCAGCCGAGAUUCAUUUUGACACAUUCGGAAUAGGAAACAUAUAACACAAAAAUUCCUACUUCACACUAUUAACCGCUCAAAUCAACUUAAUCUUUCAUUAACCAAGAAUUGUUGGAAAUAGUGGGAGUGUAUACUAAACUCAUAAAAUUUUGUGGAAUUUAUUUCUACGAAAUAUUUUUAUUUUGUACAAUAAAUAAUUUUCCCAUUUUUGUUAUCAAUACAUAAUAAUGGUGUAAACAAAUAAUUAUUAUUGAUUGGCGUAAGGUUUAUGUUAUUUAUGCCUGUUUACUAUUAAUAAUAUUAUGUUAUAUGUUACGUUAUAUGCUAUGUGCAGGUAUGUUUAGUUAUGUAGUAAUUUCCAGUCAUGUCUAGCAACCUAACUUCCCAAAAAAAUUACCUACAUCACUAGACAGUUGUGCCUCAGAUUAACGAAUCGACUUCAACAAUGUGUAAUAAACAAAUUAUACAAAAGAUUGAACGUUAUUUUUUAUUUAUAAACUACUGUAAGAUUGCUAUUUGAUUUUAAAUACUGAAUUAUAUGGAAAACUGACAUAAUUUUACUCAAAAAGUAUAGAAAACCCUUUAAAGUAGAGUUUGUAAAGUUAUUUGUGUUAAAAAUGUAUACACAUUUUCAAUUUCUUUGCAACACGAAAAUGCAGCAUCUUCAUAAUACUCUGGUUAAAUCGGAGAGUGCAGGAAGAGUCUAUACCGGUUUCGGAGGUCUUUUCCCCCUCAUCAGUAGUCCCAUAUCUUCUUCUCUCCGAUUACUCCACGUAUCAUACUUUGGGCCUUCCCGAAUUGCAAAGAAAGAAAUUUCACGUAUGCACUAGAGCCAUCUCUAAUUUGUUGGAAUCUUUCUUGUUGCAACUUUUAUCACGCUGAGCAGAUGAGUUGUGAAUUAUUUAAAAUUCUCUCAUCUUAAUUUCCUCGUCAUCCUGUUUGAUUUAUAAAUUUUGAAAAUCUCAGGAGGUGUAACCAAAGAAAGUAUUCCACCAGUCAAUCUGGUGGUAUGGAAACGAUAUUUAUUAUCGUUUUCUGUGCUACUUCGAUUGAUAACUUUUUAUUUGUCUUAAUUUUUUGAUGAAUUAUUGCAAAAAUUGCUUCAAAAGUUGAUUUUUUGAAAAUUUUUAAUAUUUUUUCUAAAAAUGUACAAAAAACUUAAUUUAGUGUGAGGAUGGGGACAAUAUCACUAAUAUUCAGUUCAAACUUCAAAUAAUGUCACUUAAUAGUUAUUGCAAUCACACAGCAAUCAUAAAAACCAAUGGUAACACCUCAGGGCCAAUUGAAAUACAACGAGGUGUUAGACCGGGUUGUGCGCUAUCGCUGAUACUGUUUAACGUCUAUUCAGAGGUAGUAAUAAUUGCGAACGCUUUAUUGCAGUCUUUAGAAGGUAUCAAGAUAAACGGUGAAAGAGUAAAUAACAUCCGCUAUGGAGAUGCCACUGUUUUAAUGGCUGAUUCGGACUAUAGUCUCCAUAUACUGUUAAAUAGGGUCACUGAGAGUUGUGAAAAAUGAGGAUGAAGACUAUACCUACUGCGAAAACCAAAGUUAUGAAAAUAUCAAAGAACAAAAAUUUACACUUUAUAAUUAUAUGUGAUCCACCAAUACUGAAUACGUAGAAUACAAAUAAAUAUCUUAGUUGAUGGUUCAACUAUCAACUCAAUUUUGAACAAGAAGUAAAGAGCGAGAAUAGAGGUAGCCCAACAAGGCUUUAUCAAAAUAAAAAACUUGUUUUGUAACAGUAGUAUUAAUAUCAGUCUUGAUGUCGUUUUCUGCAUUGCUAUGUUAUGGUUAAUACUAAUGAGAAGGGUUUUGAAAAUAUCUUGGACAACCUACAACACCAACGACAAUGUCCGGAGAGGAAUACAGUCCCUGACCAUAUUAUUAUGACCACCUAGGAAUGUUUAUAAAAAUCAAGUAUUCCACUAAGUA
This is a messenger RNA of Diabrotica virgifera virgifera (western corn rootworm), 6645 nucleotides long. Its product is annotated as rho-associated protein kinase 1. Lineage: Eukaryota; Metazoa; Arthropoda; Insecta; Coleoptera; Chrysomelidae. The record is from RefSeq and is a predicted model, not a curated record. Gene Ontology annotation, biological process: regulation of cell junction assembly; mitotic cytokinesis; Rho protein signal transduction. Gene Ontology annotation, cellular component: cytoskeleton; cytoplasm. Gene Ontology annotation, molecular function: small GTPase binding; Rho-dependent protein serine/threonine kinase activity; ATP binding. Bases 227 to 4333 code for a protein of 1368 amino acids. The transcript has 17 exons.